GGGGGGGGAUCACCUGGCCGGCGGUUCCAUUGAGCAAGAAGGACGAAGGGGAGGUGGAGAGAAGUAGUGCAAUCCAUCUAGUGAUGAGCCUAAUGGCAACUCGAACCACAAUCACCAAAUGGUCAUAAAAAAUUUCCAUUGAACAUGUUUGAACGUAUCUGCGGAUAGUCGGGCGGGCGUCGACUAUCCAAGCAUAUUCACCAAAUGUCCGUCCUUUGUCCAAUGGAGAAAGGAGAGAGAAGGAAGGAAGAGGGAAAAAUAGGUUUAUGGUGGGGCCUGAGGCUGAUUUAGCAACGUCUGGACUCCACCCCCCCUCCCCCUAGUUUGAGGACGGUUUGUGGGAUUUUGGACAUUUGAACCAGUCCACAUACAUUUGGUGACUUGCGUUAUAUGGCUAAAAGUGUCAGAACGUCCCGUCCAAACAUCUAGAAAAAAAGUUGUGAUCCAUAUUGAGAUGUCCUAACAUGUGCAUGAGCUCUAGGAUGUAUUCCGAAAAUACACAGUCAGGAAACACUAAGUGUCUCUUUGAUCCGUAGGAUUCUAGAAAAUGCAUGAAUAGAAAAAUAGAACCGAAAUGUCAUACUCAUCUCAAUUCUACAUGUUUUUGGAUUGUUUGAUUGCAUCGUAGGAAAACACAAAGGACUCUUUCAUAGUGGUUUGACUGGAUGCUAGAAAUCCUAUGAAAAGUAUUUCAAAAAAAUCCUUAGAAAUAUUUUUCUCAUCGGAGCCGGACAAAAAAAACUUGUUAUAGUAGACAUUUAGAAAGUCAUCGUGGUAAGGCCUCAUAAGACCAGCGCAUCAGAACAACUACUGCCGCCGAUGAAGAGUAGCGUAGAUCGGAAGGAUCUAACGUAAAGACACACGAACAUAAACGAACGACGAACAGAUCCGAGCAAAUCCAUCAAAGACAGAUCCAUCGGAAACACACCUCCACAUACCCACUGACGAUACUAGAUGCACCACCGGAACAGGGACUAGGCGAGAAGAACCUUAUUCCAUCUUCAGGGAGACAUCGACGUCUUGCCUUCCUGCGCAGAAUGCAAAUUCUAAUAAAACUCAAAAACACAUCAAAAAACGGAGCCCUCGCACCGGUAGAGGUUGGGAUCCACAUUUUAAGUUGCCGAUAUAAAAAGAUUAGUUAGUACCUCAUUCCAAAUGGUAAGGCGUUCCUUUUAAAAAAAUCAGAUGCAUAUAAAUACUUUUACUAAGUUUAUUUAUUUGUUUUACUCUUUACAUUAAUAAAACAUUUAAAAUGUCUAAUGUUUCUAGGAACAGAGGUGAUAACAGAGUCGUUGUCAAUAAUCGACGAGACUUGUCACCUCUCCGGAGUCAACGAGGCUGCUGCACUUGCAGUGAGCACCAGCACGCGCGCACAUCAUCCUCUUCGGAUCUGAUCCGGCGAUGGCUCCGCCGCUUCCGCUCCUCGCCGGCGUCCUUCUCGCGGCCACCGUCUCCGUCUCGCUCGCGGCGGCCUCCGCGGGAACAGUGGUGGAGUUCCCGAAGGAGGCCCUGCCGACCAGCUCCGGCUACCUGCCGCUGGACCCGUCCGGCAACGCGUCCAUGUUCUACGCCUUCUACGAGGCCAGCCAGCCGCUCACCGCGCCGGCCGACACGCCGCUGCUGCUCUGGCUGCAGGGCGGGCCCGGCUGCUCGGGCCUCGUCGGCAACUUCUUCGAGCUCGGCCCCUACCUCGUCGCCCCGGACGCCGCCUCGCUCUCCCGCAACCCCUUCGCCUGGAACCGCCGCUUCGGGCUCCUCUUCCUCGACAGCCCGCUCGGCACCGGCUUCAGCGCCGCGCCGUCCCCCGCCGCCAUCCCGCGGGACCAGGCCGCCGUCGCCGCGCACGUCCUCGCCGCGCUCCAGUCCUUCUUCGACGCCAGCCCGCCCUCCUUCCGCGCGCGCCCCUUCUUCCUCUCCGGCGAGAGCUACGCCGGGAAGUACGUCCCGGCCGCCGGGGCGCUGAUCCUCGCCGCGAACCAGGGCCUGCCGGCGGGGCGGCGGGUCAACCUCCGCGGCGCCGCCAUCGGCAACGGGCUGACGCACCCCGUGGCGCAGCUGCCCACGCACGCCGACUCGGCCUACUUCACGGGGCUCAUCAACGCGCGGCAGCGGCGGGAGCUGGAGGCGCUGCAGGCGUCGGCGGUGGCGCUGGCGCGGGCAGCGCGGUGGCGGGAGGCGUCGGACGCGCGGGGCCGCGUGCGCUCGUGGCUGCUGAACGCCACCGGGCUUGCCACGCUCUACGACUUGGGCAGGCAGCGGCCCUACGCGACGGCGGGCGUGGCGCGGUUCGUGAACCGGGCCGAGGUGAAGGCGGCGCUGGGCGCGCGCCGGGACGUGGCGUGGGAGCAGUGCAGCCGCGUGGUGAGGGAGGCGAUGCACGAGGACAUGAUGAAGAGCGUCAAGCCGGAGGUGGAGGCGCUGCUCCGGCGGCGGACGCGCGUGCUGCUGUACCAGGGCAUCCGCGACCCCUGGAUCGGCGUGGCGUCGCAGGAGGCGUGGAUGAAGGAGCUCCGGUGGGGCGGGCUGCACGCGUUCGAGGAGGCCGAGCAUGCAGUGUGGCGGACCGGCGGCGUCGGCGAGGAGACGGAGCUCGCCGGGUACGUGCAGCGGUCCGGGGCACUGACGCACGUCGUGGUGUACGGCGCUGGGCACAUGGUGCCGGCCGACAACGGGCGCGCGGCGCAGGAGAUGAUCGAGAGUUGGGUCACGGAGACAGGGGUGUUUGGCAACGGCGUUUCGCCCGGGUUGACGCCGGCCGGCGCCCAGUUCGCGGCGACUUGAGGCAGCAGGGUGACGAACCGAUCACUUGCUCUCGAACUGUCAUUCGAUAACCAGUAAUGAUUUUCGUGGUGUAUCCAGCAGAGUGAUCAAAUUAAUCGCCAUUGGACUUCUCGCACCCCUGAUAAUAGAGCUACUAACAAGUACUCCCUCCGUUCCAUAUUACUUGUCCUUGAUUUAGCAUAAAGUUGUACUAAAUCAGCCACAAGUAAUAUGGAAAGGAGGGAGUAGUACUAUGGUUCCAAAAGAAAAUUUUCAUAGGAACAGAGUCGACCUCUUCAAGUUCAAUGUGUAGCAGAGGCAUGGGCUUUGCCCUGUAUAAUUAAAGAAACAGAGUCGAUCUUAAGAAACAUAUCUAGAAAGGAAUAAAAAGCAGUUGGAAUGAAGAUAGGGUGUGACUAAGGGGCUGUUCGGGAGUCCACCAGCUUUCUGGAUUUUAGGAAUCUGGGGAGUACCGAUUCACUCACUCCAUAGUUUUGAACUAAAACUUCACCAACUCCGGGAGGAGCAGCGUGGAGCGGAGGGACUCUGAACAGUCCCUAAAUCUCCGUCGAUCAAGACUUAACCAAGUCUCAAUCUAGUGACACAACAUAUAAACAAAAAGAAAGAAAAAAUUAAAAAAAUUUUUUACAGGAAUGUUAAGACCUCACGAAUAUAGUUUAAGUCUCGGUCGACUGCCGAUGAAGAUAACUACUCCCUUCUCCUGGGAGCCAAAACGCCUUACUCUACUAGUGAUUACUACUCUGUCCGGGAGUACACCACAGCGUAGCUACUUCAUCUGAUCUUGUCAUGUUAAAGAACAUUAACCUUUCUAUGCGCACUUA
Triticum urartu is the source of this 3602-nucleotide messenger RNA. Its product is annotated as serine carboxypeptidase-like 50. Lineage: Eukaryota; Viridiplantae; Streptophyta; Magnoliopsida; Poales; Poaceae. The record is from RefSeq and is a predicted model, not a curated record. Gene Ontology annotation, biological process: proteolysis. Gene Ontology annotation, molecular function: serine-type carboxypeptidase activity.